GUGGCAAGUGUAGAUAAGCCCCCUUAUGAGGUGAAAUCCCCCCUCCAUCCUGCAGUCUCCCCUCCUCCAGCAUCACCAGCAGGAAUAAGGGAUGUCAGGGCUGUUCCUCUUUCUGACAGCGCUCAUUGUCUCCUGCAGCAUCCAGGUGUCUUCUGCUGCUACGUUGGACAAGCUGAAGGAGGACUGGAAACUAUAUAUGGAGGAGUGUGAACGUAACAACAGUCUAUAUCCACCCAGCACCGGUCCUGUGUGCAACCGGACUUUUGACAAGUAUGCCUGCUGGCCUGAUGGACUCCCCAACACUACAGUCAGCGUGGCAUGCCCGUGGUACUUACCAUGGCACUAUAAAGUACAAAAUGGCAUGGUGUACCAGGAGUGUGACGCCAACGGCCUGUGGGUGACAGCCAAGAAUACCAGCGAGUGCGACUCUGAUGAUUCGAGGAAGUACUACUUUGAACAUAUUCGUAUCAUGUACACUGUGGGCUACUCCUUAUCCCUGGUGGCUUUGGUUUUGGCUCUUGGCAUUCUUAUAUUCUUCAGGAAGUUGCACUGCAUGAGGAACAACAUCCACAUGAAUCUGUUUGCCUCCUUCAUCCUGCGAGCCCUGUCAAUCCUGAUCAAAGAUGCUCUGCUGGAGGCCAACCACACAUUACAAGACUUCAGCAGAGACCAGGUUCAGGCGUUCCCCAGCGCAUCCUCCCCAGUGGAGCUGCUGGACAACAAUGUGACAUCGAUUAGCUGUCGCAUGGCGGUGGUGAUGAUGCAGUACAGCAUCAUGGCUAACAGCUACUGGCUGCUGGUGGAAGGCAUCUACCUUCACAACCUCCUGGUCAUCACAGUGUUUACAGAGAGAAACUACUUCAAAAUCUACCUGUACAUCGGUUGGGGUACACCAUUAAUAUUUCUCAUGCCGUGGGUCUUUGUUAAACAUAUUUCUGAAGAUCAUGAGUGUUGGGAGCAAAAUAUAAACAUGAAUUACUGGUGGAUAAUCCGGGCACCCAUUCUUCUUGCUGUUGUGAUCAACUUCCUCAUCUUUAUUCAUAUUAUCAAAAUUCUUGUUUCAAAACUUCGAGCACAUCAAAUGAGAUACACGGAUUAUAAAGUCAGAUUGGCAAAAUCAACUUUAACCCUGAUCCCUCUUCUAGGGAUCCAUCAGGUGGUGUUUAUUUUUGUGACGGACGAGUACACCAGCGCGACCAUCAGUUUACGUCACACAAAGCUCUUCGUUGAUCUCUUCUUCUCCUCCUUCCAGGGUCUGCUGGUGGCCAUCUUGUACUGUUUUGUCAACAAUGAAGUAAAGGUGAGCAAGGCCUUGCAGUUCUGA
Molecule: messenger RNA, 1324 nt
Organism: Nematolebias whitei (Rio pearlfish)
Lineage: Eukaryota; Metazoa; Chordata; Actinopteri; Cyprinodontiformes; Rivulidae
Gene: gcgra
Product: glucagon receptor a
Exons: 13
Coding region: 92-1324 (410 amino acids)
Biological process (GO): cell surface receptor signaling pathway; adenylate cyclase-activating G protein-coupled receptor signaling pathway
Cellular component (GO): plasma membrane
Molecular function (GO): glucagon receptor activity; peptide hormone binding
Source: RefSeq, a predicted model, not a curated record